Molecule: messenger RNA, 2261 nt
Organism: Scatophagus argus
Lineage: Eukaryota; Metazoa; Chordata; Actinopteri; Scatophagidae
Gene: dcaf13
Product: ddb1 and cul4 associated factor 13
Exons: 11
Coding region: 172-1509 (445 amino acids)
Biological process (GO): maturation of SSU-rRNA from tricistronic rRNA transcript (SSU-rRNA, 5.8S rRNA, LSU-rRNA)
Cellular component (GO): small-subunit processome; nucleolus
Molecular function (GO): protein binding
Source: RefSeq, a predicted model, not a curated record
UGAACCUGUCAGUGACGCAAGCUGGAGGACUGGAAAUCCCACAAUGCAACGCGGUCCUGAAUCUCUUGAUCUACACAUGGCCAGUUCAUGCUAAUUUUUUUCCUUGUUUAGCUUAAACCUGGUUGCGUAUUACCUUACCAAGUGUGUAUACAUUUUUCAUUUUACUGCCAAAUGAAAGUUAAAGUCCUCUCGAGGAACCCGGAUGAAUAUGUUCGGGAGACCAAACUUGAUAUUCAGCGUGUUCCUAGAAACUAUGACCCAACACUUCAUCCGUUUGAGAUGUGCAGGGAAUACACACGGGCUCUGAAUGCCACCAAGCUUGACAGGGUGUUUGCCAAGCCUUUCCUGGCAUCUCUGGAUGGACACCGAGAUGGGGUGAACUGCAUGGCCAAGCACGCCACGAGCCUCUCCACCCUGCUCUCUGGCUCCUGCGAUGGGGAGGUCAAAGUGUGGAAUCUGACUAAACAUAACUGUGUCCGCACACUCCAAGCACAUGAAGGCUUUGUCCGGGGAAUGGUUGUCCGCUACUGUGGAACGUCCUUUUUUACGGUUGGUGAUGACAAAACAAUCAAGCAGUGGAAAAUGGAGGCACCAGGUUACGGAGAGGACGAGGAGCCAGUCAACACUAUUCUAGGCAAGACAGUCUUCACAGGACUGGACCAUCACCUGAAGGAUGCUGUGUUUGCAACAUGUGGCCAGCAGGUGGACAUCUGGGAUGAGCAGAGGAGCAGUCCAAUCCGCUCUUUCACAUGGGGUGUAGACAGCUUCAGCUCCGUCCACUUCAACCCUGUGGAGACUGAACUUCUUGCAAGCUGUGCCUCUGACAGAAGUAUAGUACUAUAUGACAUGAGAGAAUCGGCACCACUUAAAAAGGUUAUUAUGACUAUGAGGAGCAACACAUUGUGCUGGAACCCGAUGGAAGCCUAUCACUUCACAUGUUCAAAUGAGGACUACAACCUGUACACCUAUGACAUGAGGUACCUGGACCGGCCGAUCACAGUGCACAUGGACCAUGUCUCUGCAGUGCUGGAUGUUGACUAUUCUCCCACUGGGAAGGAGUUUGUAUCUGCUAGUUUUGACAAAACCAUCCGCAUCUUCCCCAAGGACGGUGGUCACAGCAGGGAAGUCUACCACACCAAACGUAUGCAGCAUGUCAUCUGCGUCAAAUGGUCAGCAGACAACAAAUACAUCCUGAGCGGUUCUGAUGAAAUGAAUAUCCGACUAUGGAAGGCCAACGCAGCUGAGAAACUCGGAGUGCUGGCCCCGAGAGAGAGGGAAGCCAUCAACUACAGUCAGAAGCUGAAGGAGAAGUACCAGCACCACCCGCAGAUCAGACGCAUCGCUCGUCACCGACAUCUACCGAAGAACAUCCACCACCAGAGGGAGGAGCUGAGGGUUAUGAAAGAGGCUCGCCGUAGGAAGGAGAGGAACGUCCGCAAGCACAGCAAACCAGGAACUGUUCCUGUGGUGUCUGAGAAGGACAAACAUGUUGUCACUGUGGUUAAAUAGACACAGCCAGAGAAAAGGACAGAAGACAGAGGUUGCUGUCAUCAAGAUUUGAGGUGGACAUGGGACACAAUCAAACUGCUCUAACUUAAGGAUGUAGACAAAACAGUCUGGAUUUCUCAGCUGUUGGGAAGGACAGUAGUUAGAAAGUUAGCAUUUUUCAUCACAGGAUCCACUGCCAAUAUAAUGAAUGAAUUAAAUCAAGAUCAGAGUCAAUUAAUCCAGUGUAAUGUGGCUUGGCACAUAGUUACCUGCCACUUAAUGUUCUUAGCGUUUCAGUUUCUAUUUUUCCCCCAUUAAUAAAGUUUAACCAAGGAAUGUGCUACAGUUGAUUAUUAAAACUACAAAGGAUUCAGUUCUGUUCUGUGACAAAUCAAAAGUCUGUCCAUCAUAGCCUCAUCCUGGCCGCAUCCAUGACCACCCUGUAAGAAGUCUGCAUCUUUUGCAUGUCUUUUGUACUUUCACUGGGGCAAACCGUGUGCGUGGGGCUGAUGGUGCACCCAUUGGGAGAGUCUCUUGUGGUGCUGCUCACAGUGGGACACAUGAAAACUGAUGGAAGCAGCUGUGACAGAAGAGAGCAUGAGAGUGAAGUUCAAACCCUUGUGUACUUUCUACUACACACCUGGUCCCAUAAUGUGUUAUACAUUUACUUACUUACUUAUUUUUCCCUUUUCUCCUUAUGCUGUGAUAUUGUAAGUUUACUUUUAGCCCGUGUGCUGGACAUUAAACCCUCAGGUUGGUUAAAAAAAAAAAAG